CUGGAGCCCUAUAUGGAUGAAAACUUUGUUUCAAGAGCCUUUGCCACCAUGGGAGAGCUUGUACUGAGUGUAAAAAUCAUUCGAAACAGGUUAACAGGGUAACUGUUUCUGUUUGUUCUCUGAGCGCAUUUGGACUGAAGCGUUGCUGUGGUCCUUCUAUAUCAGAGUGAAUUUUCCCUUUGAGAGUCUCACCAUUGCUGCCACCGGUAUGGGAAUAUUGAUCAGAGAAAUGGAGAGGGCACUGUUGGCUCUUCAGCCUUCCCUCAACAAACAAGGUUUGGUCCUCAUCCUGCAGUGCUCCAGCACUCAGUCAGAGUGGUGUAUGUAUCUCAUUCCAUCCCUCAGGGAAUUACACCUCCCCAGGCUUUGGUCACUAGUCUGUAGUGCAGCUAUGUGAUGCUAAUAGAGGUGGGAAGUCUGACUUGGAGCAAUAAGAGAACCUUUAGAGUUCAUUUGAAAUAAAAAUAGUGAUUUAUGCAGAAUAAAAGCAGUUUAAUUCUUAUCCAUUAUUCUUUUAAGUGUUGUAAUUUCAGUUUUCAGUAGUUUAAACUUGGGCGGGCAAAUUGAUGGUCAGUGAAAAUAGGAAGUAAACUGUAAACUAAACCAUUUUCUGUGUGCUUAUGUUGACCUGACUUAUGGUAAGUAGAGGUUAUCCCUUAACAUCCAGCUUCUCUUUGGUAGCUAAUAUUUAUACUUUAAAAAGAAACUGUUCUAUGUAUUUCAACUAUAGCAAAUUUCCUACCACUUAUCUAAAAUACAGUUUUCCUCAUCAAAUGUGUUUUAACUUUAUAACUUCUGUCUCUUCUCCUCUGUGUUGUAUGUUCAGAAUUCCAGCAGGCUAUUGCUUUGUAGAAUUUGCAGAUCUAGCUACUGCAGAGAAAUGUUUGCACAAAAUCAAUGGAAAACCACUUCCUGGUGCUACACCGGCGAAGCGAUUUAAAUUGAAUUAUGCAACAUAUGGAAAACAGCCUGAUAACAGUCCAGAAUAUUCCCUUUUUGUGGGAGACCUGACUCCUGACGUGGAUGAUGGGAUGUUAUAUGAAUUUUUUGUUAAAGUUUAUCCAUCAUGUAGAGGUGGAAAAGUUGUUUUGGACCAGGCAGGAGUAUCCAAAGGUUACGGGUUCGUGAAAUUCACAGAUGAACUGGAACAGAAGAGAGCACUGACAGAGUGUCAGGGAGCUGUGGGGUUGGGCUCUAAACCUGUACGCUUGAGUGUGGCUAUACCAAAAGCUAAUCGUAUGAAACCAAUGGAGUACAGUCAGAUGUACAACUAUAAUUACAACCAGUAUUACCAACAGUAUCACAACUACUACGCUCAGUGGGGGUACGACCAGAACACGGGCAGUUACAGCUACAGCUACCCCCAGUAUGGCUACACGCAGAGCACCAUGCAGACAUAUGAAGAAGUUGGUGAGGAUGCAUUGGAAGAUCCCACACCUCAGUUAGAUGUCCAUGAAGCAAACAAGCAGUUUAUGGAACAGAGUGAAGAGCUCUACGAUGCCUUGAUGGACUGUCAUUGGCAGCCUUUGGACACGGUCUCAUCAGAGAUCCCAGCCGUGUUGUAGCCUCAUUGCUGAGGCAUUGUGUCUGUGAGACAUCCUCCCAGUGUGCUCCGGACUGUUAUGCUGCCCUGGAUACUACAGUUGUGAGGGGUGGCCCUUUCCCCACCCAGGUACUUGGAGUACAGGAGGACUGUGGCCUUUCCUGUAGAGAACAAGUAUUGUAGGAGCAUCAUGGUAACCUUUAUUCAUGGUGAAAAUUAGAACUGCAACAGUUUUGUUCCUCUUGUCUUGAAAUGAACUCUUCAUACUUACUGAGAAGUGUAAUUUAUAAACUUUCAACAAGAUGGCACAGGAGAAAGACUCUACUCCAUCGUACAAUAAAAAGUUGGUCUUUUAAGUAAAAUUACCCUUUGCAUUUUGGUUCCUGCCCAUCUUUCUGCUUUGCUGCCCAUUCAACUGUCUUAAGUCAUUUGACCCAAUGCUCAUGAAUGUGUUAUUUCAAAAAAGAUCAUUGUUGGACACCACUAAAAUGUCUCAAAAUCUUUCCAGUGACUGGGUAUGGUUGCUGUAACUUGAGCAUGGGAUGAAAGCUUAUGUUGUGGUUAACUCAAGCUGUGAUCUUGAGCUUGCAAGUUUGAUGUUCUUAAGCAAUCAACCCAAAGAGCACUUUGGAGAGCAAAGACAGAAAGAAGUGUUAUAAAGCUUUUACCUGGUGAUGUCUUGCACACCUGGCCUGCUUUUCUACCUAUGUAUGCGGAAAUAAUUCCCCAUGAACCAUCAAUUUAUAACACUUUUUCCAGCAACCAUAUUUAAAUGUUAUUUUGUGUAUCAUGCCUUUAUGUUUUUUUUAUUGUGGACACACCUUGAUGGUCUCUUUGAGAUGUUGAGAUUUUGUAGUGUCUUCCACUACUGGACUAGUGUCCAGUCAGAGUGAAACUGAGGAUCUGACAGCAAAAAUGGGUCAGACCAAUUGCAUUGAUAUGUUGUGCAACAAAUGGUUGUUAACCUGGAAAGCAGUUUUCUACUGGAUGUUGUAUAAGCUGGAUGGCCAAGCAAUAUAUUUAAGCUGAUAUGUUGCAUUAGAGGGGAAAGUGAAAAUACUAGCACUUAUAUACAUGUUAUAAGCCCUUUUUCAGGCUUUUGUGCCUUAAACUCUUGGAGAAAUAGGGACAGAGAAACUACUUGUAAUAAAUGUCUAUCCAAGGAAUAGUUUGGCAACUGAAAUUGCUACUGCAGAGCAUUUAGUUGCCUCCCUGCCCAUGUUGAUGCAGAGAUUUGCCACAAAAUUUAAAUACUUUGAUAAAGCUACUUCUACUACACCUUUGUUUGUGUCCAUAAUUAUGACAUAUUUGUCAGUCUGUGGUCUAUUUCAUAAACUGGAAGUGGGAUGUGAGGGGAAGGGUGAUGUGACUGGAGUUAGGUUAUUCCUGACAAGUGAGCUAAAGGACUGCUGGACUCCUGCGUUCUCAUCUGCUGUGAAUUUUCCUCGUGCUGUGCCCCUGACUGUGCUGCUGUCUCACCUCCAGCUGUUCUGAAUGUAAGGAAAGGAAUAUUCCCUGUGUAUGCCAGGAGUUUCAGAAGCAGCAGAAGUGGAAGAGAGCAGAGCUUUAUAUCCUCUGAUGUGGCGACUCAGCUCAAGACACCCCCUCUUCUUGGGAAGUUCAGCAGAGUGGCAUUGCAGAAGUGAUGUAAAGAAGGGCAUUUAAAACACUUUCUAGGUAAUUCUGUUACUGUGCCGCCCUGCGUGCCUUCUCUUCUCCUAUUUUGGACUUUUCCUACCCCUCACAAAUUUUAGCCUUUACAAUGUGGCCAUUCCAAUUUGCUCCAGGGGGUGAAGCUACAUUUAUUUAUCAAUAUAAAUUUAUUCUGCUGUUCUCAUCUGCCCAGCAUUGCUGUCUGUGGAGUAUUCCCUAAUGCCUGGAUAAAUUACUUCCAUACAAGUCUGUCUCUAGAGGAGAAAGGAGCAGGUUUUCAGGGAUCAGACAGCAACCCUGUGGGAAAAUCCUUUUGCUUUCUGCUUUUGUUUUUUGGUGAAAAGAAAAAUGGUAAAUAUUAAUCCAACCCGUCCUAACCCCUAAUUCCUGUGAGAGCUGAGCACGUACAGACCCUUGUGAGGACUAAUUUGGGAGUGCAGAAGCCAGCAGAGAUGACCUGUUGACUCCUGUUUACUGGUGCUGCAGAGCUUAAAAUAACUCCAGCUUUUGUUUCAGGAGAGAGGUUGAUGCGAGGCUCUGGGCCACGUUCCCUGGAAGUAUGAGCCAGACUGUUGGGGUUAUUUGGGAGAAUCUCAGCCAAGGUUGUGUGGAGCUGUUAAAUCGCUGCAUUGUUUUUUGUGGGGUGGUUUUUUUGGGGUUUUUUUUUUUUUGUUUUUGUUUUUUGGGUUUUUUUUUGUUUUUUUUUAAUAUCACUUACUUAUUUUAAUGUUAAUUUUCAGCUCCCAGCCAUUAUUGCUGUGUCUGAAGCACAGGAGAAACUUUUAUUUGGAACUACAAAACAGCCACCUCCUGGGAUUUGUAAGGUUUGCCUUUUGGAAUCCCAGUUAAAUAGAGUGUGGGAUUUUGUUUCUCCUGGAUGACUACAGGAAAAGUCCAUAUUAACUACCAUUUAGUGUUUCACAGGAUGAAAGACAAGGACUCCAUGUAGUAAAGUAAAUUCUGCUUUUGUCUCUUACGUGCUAAAGGCAAGAAGUCCAAGGCAGAUGAUAUCACAGCUCCCUGGGAUUACUAGAUACACCAAUUUCUGGAUUUAACUUGGGAUUUGCUUAACCAUCAAACUAAUUCAGUGGCAGGAUGGGGUAUGAAUUUGAAAUGCAGUAGCAGGAACUGAUAGAGCUGCUUCAGGAAAUGUCACUGAUAGAGUUCACUUUCCUUUUCUUGCUGGUUAGAGCAUUUUUUCAGAAAGUAUCUCAUUUUUUUCUUCCUUAGUUAUUUCAAGUAAAAAUGUUUUUUCCAAGUGCAGUCAGUUUUCAAGAAGGUGUGUGGGGUUCUGCUCAGCACACACUCAUUUUUCUCUGCCACAUGGUGGGAUUCUUGGGGUGUUCUGUGCAGUUCUGUUGGAUUUGAUGAUCAUGUGGAUCCUUUCUAAAUCAGAAUGUCGCAUGAUUCUAUCAUUCAAAGAUCAUGCCGCUGCUGCUGUAAAAUUUCUAGGGAAAAAGCAAUGGUGGAGAACACAGCUGGGAGAGAUUGAGAGCUGACCAUGGCCAAGACUUGCUUCAGCCCCUUGAUGUGUCCCAGGAAGCCAUAGGCACAACAAUCCACCUGGAUCACUAAUGCACACCUGCUUUUCCUUACUGAUAGUUUUCACAUUACUGUGCAUUGUCUGCUCCCAUCUGUGAGGUGGUGGGAACUGCAGCCUCUUCCAGCAUGUGCUCCCUGUCCUGUGCUGUGGAAGAGGCUGGUGAGAGAUUCUCAGGAGGUUUCAUCAGGGCUUCACUGACCAUGCACAUGCAGUGGGAUUUUCUCUGCCCCUCUUGGGUCUCCAUCCAUCUUGUCAUGGCAGGCUGAGGUCUGCUGUGCAUCCAGUGCUUUUCAUUGCUGCUCUCUGGGGAUUCUCCCAGUUCAGCAUUUGGAAGAGUCUCUUCCCAAGCAAUGUUUGCCAAGCUUUGAAUUUUUGGGGAAGGUUGAUGUUUUUUCCUACAGUAAUCUCCCAGGCUUUACUCUGCCCUAUGAUUUGACAUGAUUUUUAGGAUCACAUUGUAUCAGCGGCUGUGCCAAGGAGACUCCAGGGAUAGCCUCGUGACUUGGCGGAACAGCUGUGAGAUCCAUGGCGGAAGAGAAUGGGAGCAGCUGCUUGUACCUUGUCCCUGACAGCUUUGGCAAGGGCUGUCUUGCAGAGGAUUUGGCCACACAAAGUUUGGGGCUCACUCCCAGACUUAACCUUAAAUGGCUGAGGGUUUAUUUUGUUUCCGAUCUCCUGUGUUUGGAGAUAAUUACCAGCUCAAAAGGCCAUUACUGAACAUUGAGAAUUUUUUCAUCUGUUCAUUUGCUUAGAACAAAUUAAAACAUGACCAUACUUUUUGCCCUUUCUCCAGAACUUGGACAGGAAGCAGUCUCAGGCUUUUCCAGCUGAUUUCCUGCUAUGAUUGUGUGAUACAGUGCAGGGUGUUGCGGGGUGACUGUGGCAGGGGCACGACCGUCCCCUGCGAGCUCUGCAAUUCCCAGUUAUCGGCAGGGACACAGCAGGGACAGACAGCAGUGACACCGGUCUUGGGGUGGAACAGGAUGGAUUUAUCCCUGGGCUCCCAGACAAGACUGGGGCGGGGUGAACAGAAGUUUUUAUGGAGCAGCUCAGGAGUAGGGGUGUAGGAAAGUGAACCCACGAGGAUAUGGUAAGAGAGGAGUAUAAGGUGGGGCAAAUAGCUUAUGAGCCUAUCAGGGAAAAUGGUGGGGGGGGGGGAUAAUGCAAAGUAACUAGUGGGGUGUCGAAGGCAACAAGACAGACACAGAACUCUCUGGAGAAAGGGGCAGGGAUAGGGAGGAUUGGCAAUUUGGGAGGAGGUUAGGGAAGGGCUCGGGAAAUUUAGCAACUAGGGAAGAAAGGGGAUUAGGGAGAACAGGGACCAAACAUGGAUUCAAAGGAAAACACACCACAACAAUUGUGCCUUCAGCAUCAGCAUCUGUUCCAGCACUCCCUUCCGCCCCGUUGACAGGUGCUGCCGUUUUAAAUCCUUUCCACAGAUUAUGAAUCAUGAGCAAGGAGUCUUACAGAGGUAUUGUGUUGGCAAAGACGCUUCUGUUUCCAAGAUCCUUUUCUUCUAUUUCCCGAGGGUGGAGUGUUCCCCCCACCCCCCGUUCCAAAAGGGAGGAAGGAGUAGGGGAAAUGCAGCUGCUGAUUUCAUCUUUUCAAAGAACAACUCCUGAUGUGGACCUUGCAUGGAGAAGGAGAGAGAAAUUGUACUUGCCCCACCCGGAAUGGGGAGUCAUUUAGGUGGUGUGGGGGUGUGCAGCUGCUCCCAGUGCUAGUAGGAGUGGUGAAUCAUGGGAUCAUUAAAUAGUUUGGGCUGGGAGAGGGCUGAAAGCUCAUCUCAUCCCACCCGCUGCCAUGGGCAGGAACACCUGCUGUUAUAAAUUAUGACACGGGACCAAUUUGUGUAACUUUAUAAAGAGAAUUUUAUUAAUUUAGCAAGCAAGCAAAUACGGGCAAAUACAGCGCUGGGCGGCUGGGGAGUCUCUGCUCCACCAACUGGCUCGCACCAGUUCCUUAGCUCGGUCCUUCUUUAUACUGUAGCAUGUCCUGUUGACGUGACCUUCCAGAUGUACUCUGCGUGUGCUCCCUGUUGCUAGGGGGUCUUCUUCUGCCUCCUGGUGGUCGUCUGGAUGAAGGCUGGUGGUCUUCGUCCUUUAUCCUCUUCAUGACCUCUCCUUAUUUGGUGAGUUCUUUACUUCUUCCUGGAACUUAAGAUACCAUUACGCAAGCACGCAUACAUAUUGUUCUAAAGCUACAACUUCCCUGCCGUUCCAUCAACCAUGUCAAGCAAGCCCCGCCCCCGACUCUCACGCUCCACCAUGACUCAGCUCAGUGAAUAAACCAGACAUUUAUCCAUCACACCUGCCACUAGAGCAGGUUGUUCGGGAGUCUCGUUUAUUCUUUGGGAUGGGGUGGAGUGGGACGCUGGAAGGGGGAAAGGCAGGAAAAUGGCUGGGACUGUAGGCAGCGCGGCCUACAACUCCCAGAAGCCUCUGCGGGAGGGCCCGGAACCAGCGGCCAAUCGGAGCCCGCUCUAUCGCACUAUAAAAGGUGGCCGCUAACCAGUUUCCACCUCUUCCGGCCAUGGCGGCGAGCGGGGCAGGACGUGAAGAGGGCGUCGGGGACCAUCCACCGCCAUCCUUCGUCGCUGGGGCUCUCCUGCUACUCGGCUCCGCUGUAUCGGCGCCCUGUGGGCAUCGCGUCCGGUGGCCGCGCUUCGGUGCGCUUCCAAGGCUGCGAAGGGCAGCGCGGCCUUGCCCCCGCCCUCCUCCUCAGGCCGGGCCACGCCCGGGUUUACUUAAAGCUCAAGACACUCUUCUUCCCCAGCAUCAUCCUGGUGUAGCAGGUGGUCAUGGGGCAUGGGAUGGCUAGUGAUGGCCUCAACUUUGGGCAGGUAAGAUGGGUAGUCCAGGUUCUGGAGUCCUCAAUUGAGAGGCUGAGAAUUGGUUGGUUUUGUGGCCUCCCUGGACCAGAGUAGGAGCCAGCAGCGUUUCCUGCCCCUCUGCUAUUGGGCAGUGCCAGCAGGUGCUGUUCCAAGGCUAUGCAUCCUCCAUAGGGCUUGUCUUUGGGGCUGGGCCCUGCAAACUCCCUUAGUUCUUGCUCCAUCCAGAUCAUGGGCGAGAUAAGGGCAGUUCCUCUCUCUGGGGCUCACUGGAGGCAGAACUGGGAGUCAACCCUAAUACCGGAGCCAGUCAAUCACUCUGUCACAGACUUCACCAGAUAAACUCUGUGUUUACCUGCAUGUUUAUCCAAGACCUGUGGCUCCACACAGUAGCUGCAGGUCUCCAACAACGUGCCAGAGCAAUGGGAAGGUCUUUGACUGCUGGGCCUCUUCUGCCUGUGACUGUCACUCACCCCUCCAAUACAUUUUUGGGAAUUAAGCUGUUCCUUGGUUGGGGUUCCAGGGUGGAAUGAGUCAGAGAUGUGUCCACAAAAGUCUGUAGCCCACUGCUGAUAUUGGGGGUAUGUUGUGAUGUCUUCCAGAGGUCCUGGUUGUUCCAGAGCUCUCCAAAUCUGAUGGAUAAACCCAGGUGAGAGGGUAGUACCCUUGUUGGAUCUCCACAGCCCAUCCCUCCAAAUCCCUUUCCCAUCAGAUCUGAAUACCGAUCUUGUGGUCGAAAAAGGAGGAAGAGUAACAUUCAUGCUGGUCUUGGGCUCUCUGCAGGUGUGUCCUGUGCUGAGAGGGGCCACUCGGAAGACAGGCUGAACCAGCCUCACUAUUUUGGGAAUUUGUUGGGAAGGAAACUCCCAGUCAGGAGAGCAGUUAAACAUUGUGCACAGGGGGCAGACAUGCCAUGAGGGUUGGGAGCCUGGAAUUUGUUGGGCAUAUCUGAGCCAUAGAUUUAUAGUGACCCAUUGGCUUCAGGCACUAAACUCUGGCUCUUGUCUUUUCGCAAUAACUCUGUGGAAAAAGAUGAAAACCUGUGAGCACAGUCCCAAGGGCUUCAGCUUGCUUCCCAUAGGACCCGAGUUGCGGGAAAGCUGCAGUGUGGAACAUGUCUAAGCAGAGGGUGAGCCAUCUCUGAGGGACUUGGUGGUGCAGUGCCAGACUGUUCUUUCCCAGACCUCUCCUCCAGAAGUGGGAACUCUGCAGAGCCAGAUCCUCACUCCUUCCUGAGCUAUGAGCUCCACCAAGUGGGAGCAGCUGCUUCUGGGAUCCACUUACCUGCAGUGAGGGAGCUGGAACUGAUUUGGCUCCAGGUGUUGCUGGAGCUCCCAUUCAGAUGCUCCACAUUGAAGAGCAGUCUGUUCCAUGGAGUUUUCUCAGGAACAUGUCUGGAUAUUAAAUACUUGAUUAGAGCAGGGAGCCAGUAAUGCCAAGGUGGUGGGUUUGAUCCCUGUAUGGGUCAUUCACUUAAGAGCUGGACUUGGUGAUACAUGUGGGUCCCUUGCAACUUGAAAUAUUCUGUGUGUGGUAAGAGUUUGAAUAAAUGCAAUUACUUCAAA
Molecule: messenger RNA, 9134 nt
Organism: Taeniopygia guttata (zebra finch)
Lineage: Eukaryota; Metazoa; Chordata; Aves; Passeriformes; Estrildidae
Source: RefSeq, a predicted model, not a curated record